Molecule: messenger RNA, 1655 nt
Organism: Cucurbita maxima (winter squash)
Lineage: Eukaryota; Viridiplantae; Streptophyta; Magnoliopsida; Cucurbitales; Cucurbitaceae
Exons: 7
Coding region: 527-1480 (317 amino acids)
Biological process (GO): deoxyribonucleotide catabolic process
Molecular function (GO): 5'-nucleotidase activity
Source: RefSeq, a predicted model, not a curated record
GUUUCUUGUCACGAAACAAAAAUAAAAUAAAAUCCGGAGCCAAGAUUGAGCAAUUUGCAGGAAAAAUUAUAUGUUUGUGCCAUUUUACACCAUUUCUUGAUGAAAGUGGGAUUCCUAAAAGUUGAAGAAAGCACUUAGGAUCAAAAUCCCUCACUUUGCGAAUGGAAAAUACAACAAAUUCAUCAACUUUUUGGUUGUGGGGACUGCACCGACGCCUCGAUUUUGAAUUUCAACAAACUCCAUUCAUUUUAUUCUUCUUCUUCUUCUUCAAUUUGUUCAUUUCGGUUCACGGAAGAUGUUUAUAUAAGGGAAGAAUUGACUGCUUCAGCAUUAGAACGAGACGCGCGGUUUUUCCCAAUUUGAGUUGAGGGAAUCUUCGUUAUGCCUUUACAUUAGGGUUCGGAGUUUUGAUUUUCUUUCUCGAGGUUGAUACUCGAUUCAGGAAUGUGAGUGCCCUUUGAAGAAAUUUAUGUUACAUCGUCGAGGCUCCUUUCACAGAGUACUGUACUAUGCUUGAUUUCCAUUAAUGGCUGCUCAUUCCUUGACGCGGAAUCUUCGAUCGUCUGAUCUUCAUAUGCAAUCCAUCCGUCCUUCUCAGCCACCGCUGUUCGAUCGAAGCUUUCGAGGAAACAGAUGCACUCGAUUUGGUCUCAAAGCUUGCGGUCAAUCCCCCAAAGAUAAUUGCAGUAGCAGCUCGUUAGGGAUCAAUGCUAAGGGCCCGACACUUGUUCGUCGUCCACUGGUGCUUAACAACGUCGAGGUUGAUUUAGUAGAUGGAAUUGAUGGCAGAUAUUCUACCACUGUUCAUGGGGAGACCCAAUGGGGAAAUCCUUUAACGUUCCAUGACCUCUCUUCCAGGGACAAACUUGUUGUUGCUGUUGACAUCGAUGAGGUUUUGGGAAACUUUGUCUCAGCUCUUAACAAGUUCGUUGCUGAUCAAUAUUCUUCUAAUCAUUCGGUUUCGGAGUAUCACGUCUAUGAAUUCUUCAGGAUAUGGAAUUGCUCUCGUGAUGAAGCUAAUAUUCGAGUUCACGAGUUCUUCAAGACACCAUAUUUCCAGUCUGGAAUCUGGCCUAUUCCCGGUGCACAGAGUAUGCUUCUCAAGUUAUCGAGAUUCUGUCAUCUUUCAGUCGUAACGUCUCGGCAAAACGCAAUCAAAGAGCACACGCUUAAGUGGAUCGAUAGGCACUAUCCGGGACUGUUUCAGGAGAUUCACUUCGGAAACCACUUUGCUCUGGAUGGAGAGUCCAGAUCAAAGGCAGAAAUAUGCAAGUCUUUGGGAGCAAGCGUGCUAAUUGACGAUAACCCAAGAUACGCAAUCGAAUGCGCCGAAGCGGGGAUUCGAGUUCUACUUUUUGACUACGAGAAUUCAUAUCCAUGGUGCAAGACUGGGUAUGAAGAUCUGCCUGCCUUGGUCACCAAAGUUCACAACUGGGAGGACGUGGAGCAGCAGUUAACCUCAUGGGUUCGUUCUUCCUAGGCUUUUAGAACAUAUUAUUACUUAACACUAGUGUGAGUGAUUGAGUUGGUAGCCAAAUAGGAGGAAUAUGCUGUUUUAUUUGCUCGAUUCUGGCAAAUAUGAGUCAGUAGUAGUAGGAACCUUAACCCAACUUUCAUUAUCCCAUAAUUUAAUUUCUUUUUAAAUGUUAAUCUUC